This is a messenger RNA of Raphanus sativus (radish), 1270 nucleotides long. RefSeq lists its product as uncharacterized. The transcript has 4 exons. The record is from RefSeq and is a predicted model, not a curated record. Lineage: Eukaryota; Viridiplantae; Streptophyta; Magnoliopsida; Brassicales; Brassicaceae. Bases 218 to 925 code for a protein of 235 amino acids.
AAGAAAAAUAUAUAAAAAUAAAAACAAAAUUAGAAACAAACGCAUGCACCCCCUCUCCUCUCCUCUCCUCUCCUCUCCGUAAAUCUCCUUCGUCCUUUCUAGAUCCCUCUCUCCUCUGCUUUAGCUUGUUAGGGUUUUUGAUCUCUAAAGCAUCUCUCUCUCUCUCUCUCUCUCUCUCUAGCUUUAGGUUUCUGUUAUACAAAUCUCGUCUCUCUCAAUGUCCACUUCGCCGGCGAAUUUGAAGUGUUUCUCUUCUUCUCCUCACACGCUUGGACCUCAAGUCUCUGCCAUCACUGAUGUGGACCCAUCAUCGGCGGAGGCGCCGCCCGUCUCCAACCGAACCGUGGCGUCGCGAUCGUCUCGCCAGCCGCGUCUCUCCUUCUCCUCGCUCGCACCGUCGUCCGACCGCGAUCACCCGAAGAAGGUGAAACCCGAGGAGAAUCCGCCGCGUAGAGAGGAAGCUCCGGCGUCGGCGGAGGAGGAGAGGACGUGGAACCUGCGGCCGAGGAAAGCUUCCGGCGGUUCGAAGAAGGGAAACAACGGCGCGGUCCCCGCGGAGGCCUGCGGCGGCGGUGGAGGAGGAGGAGGAGCUUCGUCGGAGGCGAAGAAUCAGAAACCGAUCGCGGCGGCGGCGGAGGCGAAAUCGAACAGGCAGAGAGGGAUCCCGGCGGAGUCUCCCGGAUUAGGCGGCGGCGGCGGGGGGAUUGAGGCGGCGAAGAGCGAGAAUCACAGGCUCUGGGUGGCUCUUUCCCGCGACGAGAUCGAGGAGGACGUGUUCAGCAUGAGCGGGAACAGGCCAUCUCGUCGACCGCGAAAGAGGACCAAGACUUUGCAGAAACAUCUCGAUGUUAUCUUCCCUGGGUUGUGUCUUGUUGGGAUGAAUGCUGAUUGCUUCAGAGUUACCACUUCUCCCUCUAAGCGAUGAUCGGCCCAUAAACAUGUCGACAAAAGUUGGGAACUUGUUUCUGGUUUGUUGCAGGGUAGAUAGCUGGGGACAUGGUCUAGAAUCCACAACACACAACAGUAAAAGAUAGGAAGACGAAAUAUCUCAAGAGACAUUUGUCUUGUCUCAUAUCAAACUUAGUUGGAACAAAGUUAUAUAUAAGUAAAUAUGGGUAAGUUUCAUAAACUAUUUAUAAAGAGAGAGGGUGGUUGGUUCGAUUUUGAGUUAUCCAUAAUGAAAUACAGAAAAUCGGUUAGUGUGAUGAUGCUUGCUUUGUGUAGUUAAACUAAAUCUCAUGGUGGAGUAAAUUUUACAUUUCUUUGUGUU